Erpetoichthys calabaricus (reedfish) is the source of this 4312-nucleotide messenger RNA. RefSeq names its product glycerophosphodiester phosphodiesterase 1 (gene gde1). Gene Ontology annotation, molecular function: phosphoric diester hydrolase activity. NCBI's taxonomy places the organism in Eukaryota, Metazoa, Chordata, Cladistia, Polypteriformes, Polypteridae. Gene Ontology annotation, biological process: lipid metabolic process. The coding region runs from base 1183 to 1848 and encodes 221 amino acids. The transcript has 6 exons. The record is from RefSeq and is a predicted model, not a curated record.
AAUUAUUGGGUUACUGGAGUCUGAGUUGGUAAAAAUGUACCAAUUCUGACUAAAUGUACAUUGUAAUUUAAUUUGUUAACAUUUUCAAUUUCACAACAUACUGGUUUGAUUAAACUAUUUUUUUUCUUCUAGACGUUUGAUAAAAAUAUAUCUUUUUUAAUUUUGUAAGUUUAGUCUUAUUUUUAAUGUUACUCAGUGUUUACAAGCCACAACAACAUGGCUACAGCCUGUAAGCCCAAGCUUUAACAAGAUAGAGUGCUAAAAAGUAGUCUGAUGGCAGAGAUAUAGUGCCUUGUCUGUGGAUUUGUCUAAAAUGUUGUCAUUUCUACAUUGUGUGAUCAAAAUUUAUGCAAUAUGCCUUAAAUGACAGUCUGCAAUGUACAUUUUAAUCACAUCUGAUUAGUUUGAUUUGUAAUUUUAAACUGUGGAGCAGAAGCAUAAACCAAGAAAAAAUGUGUCUGUGACAUAGACAUUAUGGAGGACAUUAUGGGUUUAUGUGUAAAUGCCAGGGUAUCUGCAAAAAUUAAUGGAACUAAUGUGGAUGGUUCAAGAGUGGGGGAAAAAAAAAAAAACACAGAGGAGCACUAAAGGGAUAUUGGAACUGACAUAAUUAGGAUACAACUGGAAUAAGGAAGGAUGCAAUGUAAGUGGAAUAUAAUUAGUUAUUUAAAAAAAAACAAGCUAUAUAGGGGGAUUGGCAUUAAUGAAGGUAUGGUAUAAAGGGUAACCCUCUGCUGACUGAUAAUUGCAAUAAUUGGAAAAAAAGAAGGCCUGAUUUGGAAAAUAUCAGAAGGGGAAGGCAGGGUUAUGGCUAAAGUCCAAAACUAGCAUGGAAGCAUUUGCAGAAUAUUAUGUGACAGGUUACUGGAGCAGCAAAACCGGGCAAUCAACAAAUGCAGGAUACAAUAAGGUGAGGAUUAGAUGGAAAAUAAGCUGCUAAGAGUAAACAUCAGGCUAGCCUGGAGAAACUGGCAGAACCAGGAUUUUACAUAAUGUGUUAGCUGGGGAUGCAGGAGACAGUCUCUCUAAUAAGCUAAAGAAAAAAAGAGUAAAGAAUUGGGGAUGAGGCCUUCCAACUGCCUACCUUGACACUCUGGAACUGCCUUCUAUUGUGCUAAUGAGAAUGGCGCGACAGGAGUUGAACUGGAUGUGGAAUUUACAGCAGAUGGGGUGUCAGUACUCAUGCAUGAUGACACUGUGGACCGGACGACUAAUGGAACUGGGCAUCUUAGUCAGAUGUCAUAUUCAGACCUUUUGAAAUUGGAUGCUGCAGCCAAGCACCGACUUGGGGACUCUUUCCAUGGAGAGAAGGUGCCUACUUUGCAGGAUGCAAUUUUAGAAUGUCUAAAGCAUCACCUUAUUAUCUACUUCGAUGUCAAAGGCCAUGCAGAUGAGGCUGUUGCUGCUUUGAAGAUGAUGUAUGAAAAAUAUCCUGUACUGUAUAACACAAGCAUUGUCUGCUCAUUUGAACCCAAGAUCAUUUAUAAGAUGCGUCAAGCUGACUCGAUGGUGGUAACGGCCCUCACACACAGACCCUGGAGUCUAAGCCACUGGGGAGAUGGGACACCCCGUUUUUCAUCUCAAUGGAAACUCUGUUGGUUCAUGGUGCUAGAUAUUCUUCUGGACUGGAGUCACCACAAUAUUCUCUGGAAUUUCUGUGGAGUCUCAGCAUUCCUCAUGCAGAAAAAUUUCAUCUCCCAGGACUAUGUGCGCUUCUGGGCAGCCCGAGAUGUUGAAGUUGUCAGCUGGACUGUCAACACAGCUGUUGAAAAAGAAUACUACAAGGAGGUCUUAGGAAUUAACUACAUCACAGAUAGCCUUCUGGAGGACUGUGACCCUCAUUACUAACUAACUGCGUAGAGAAUCCCCUACCGUUGACUAAUUAUUGGAGGAGAAGUUGUACCUGAUGCUCACUGAAUAAAGCACAUACCAUGUUUUCUAACAGUAUCCUCGGGUAAAGUUCCACCCUUCUGUCUCAGGUACUGUUUUGUUUGACUACUUGCUAUUCUGGUCUCAUGAAGAGAUUGCAGCCUUGUAUAUAAGAAUAUGAUCUGAGUCUGAAUAAUUUUUGUCCUGGGGGCACUGUUUGACAUUAAAGAUCACAUUACUGUAACUUUUUUCCAAGUAGACUGUGCAUUAUAACAAUAAUGUAAUGUUAAUUUUAAUUGUAUGCUCUUGAUUGUAUGUUUAAUGCACAUUUAGGUGCUGUUAAAUAUGUAUUUUUCUUUUUUUUUUUCAAUUUUAUAGGCCAUGAAUUAUUGCUGAAAUAUUCAGGGAAUCAAAAAAUGCUGUGAAUAGCGAAUUCAAUUUUAAAAGCUUUAUCUACUAAAAGUUUAGGUUAUGCGUAGUGCACAAAAACAUUUUUUGAGGUUUAUUUAUGAGGAUAUAACUUACAAAUGAGCACUGGUGCAGCCUGUUGCUUUAAAUUGUUCCUUUGCAUUAUGUGAGUAUUUCAUGGAUAAUCGCUCUCCUGGUGAAUGGGGAAGCUUGACUGUCAACCAGCAGGAUGAUACCUCACUCGACAGUAGGCAACUGCAGUGUUACAUCACUACUGACAGAACACGGAAAGUUGAACUAAUGAUCAGAACAACUAAGUGCAAUACAUGGGACUUUGGCAGCAAGAAACAGCAGACCCAAAUGGCUUGAAAAUUAUACCAGCGCCAAAGGGAAUACUGUAAAUAGUAAAAGUUAAUGAGGUGAAAGAAGACCAAUGAGAACAGAGUUGUGUCCUAAGUGAUGGAUUUUAGAACACACAAAAAUGUUCACAGCUGCUUCUUUCCCAUGGGAGGCCACUGCAGUGAACUAAAUACUAAACCAAAAAAUACAAUAAUUGGCAAUACACUGUAGGUGUGUGAGUGUGUGUGUACAGGAAAGAAGUUGCUUAGCUUUUAGGCACAUCUUUAUACUAACAAAAUGUCUGUCACAUUCAAGAUCUGGGCCUACCUACACUAAGCCCUGACUUCCCAGAAUGGUAAUACAUGCAAUCACUGUCAAAAUAAUUGUUUUUAUUGUUCACAUUAUCACGAUCUCUUCAUAUUCUGCAGGUGUACUUCAAUAAACAAAAGAAAAUUAAUUUUCAUUUACAGCGGGAAAUGCCUAAAGAAUUGUGGCCCAGCCUGAACUUUUAAAACAUGUAUUGGUUUUAUAUUUGGGAAUGCCAUUAAAUCCUUGCUAAAUUUGGCUAAUGAAGUUUUGAUAUAUAAAAAUGUACUGUACAUUUCCUGCAAUUUUUUUUAAGUAUAAAUUUUAUGUUUGAGUGUUUCUUUUUUGUUAAAUUGUAAUAUUGUUAUUUUGUUUUUACUUUAAGGUGUAAUGAUCAUGAAAUAAAAGCAUUUUUAUAAGUUCAGUGUAGCACAGGGUUAGUGAUGUGUACUGAUACAUCUAUCGCAAGCUCCAAAGGUGUACAUUAAAUUAAGAAUUAGUGCAGCAUUAAUUAUAUUCUUAGUUUUGCCAGUAAUUAACAUUUACUAUUGACUACAAAUUAUACAGAAAAAUAAAUAAACGUCUUUAUUGCAUGACCCAAUGACACUUCUGAUCCAUUCUUCAGCUGGUUUCGCUAUGACCUGUAGCAUUGAAUCAAACUAUUACAAAACACUAACAUUUAGGUAAAUGAUCUGCAAAUAUAUUACUUAAUCUACAUUUUUAAAAAUUCAGAGAUGCUACUUGAACCAACAUAAUUGAACAGGCAUAUCAAUUUUAAUGCUUCAAUCAAGUUUUAAGAUGAACACAUAAAAAUAAUAUAGUUUUACAAUAAACUAACCAUCUAAGAUGGGUUGAAAAAUAAAUAAUCACGGUAGACUGCAGAGUUUAUGUUUGCAUAUGCACCAUACAAUGCACAUGUCUCUGUUGUAUGCCAUUCAGUAUGGGAUUCGUAAAAGUAGUGUUAAUAUUUGUGAGGCGCCAUCUGUGAGAAUGACUAAUGCAAUGCAAUUUAUUACUAAAAAUGUUUGUGAUGUGCCAUAUUUUCGAAUUAACAGAGACAUUGCAAAUGGAUGGAGAAAUAGAUUCACAGACACUUGUCCUUUUAUUAAAGUGGAAAUCAGUGAGAUGAUUAGUACUACUAGAGACUAUAAUAGUUUUAUAUACAGUAGUAUCUAUAAUACUGAAUAGCAUUCUAAAACUCAAAUAUUUUAUAUGCAAGAAGUUUGACCAUUGAUAUCAGAAUCGUGUAUUAGAUAAAAGAAGUACGGAUUAAAAUAUGCUUUGGCAGUUUCCCCCUUCAUCACUAUUGAAUGCUGACUUUGUUCUUCACGAGAUUUGCAAAACAGACAAAGCACUAACAGGGUCAACAAAAUGUGGUUUAGGUUUAGGU